AGCAGAGCUCACCCCCGACGCUUUUCAACACGUUCAAGAUGACGCCGCCCUGUCAAGUUGUACCUGAGACACUGCCCUACAGCAACUCCAACGUCAACAGCCCCUCCAAGGUCACUGUCCCAGCUCAGGCUCACCAGCAACCGUCCACCCCGUUUGAUGGCUACAAGUUCGAGCCCAUCCGAGAGGCCACGGUCAACAGAGCCAUGACGAGUCGCUACUUCCGCGACCUGGAGGCUUACGCCGAGUCAGACAUCGUCAUCGUGGGAGCUGGCUCAGCAGGACUGUCAUGCGCCUACGAGCUCUCUAAGAUCGCUCCGGACGUCAAGGUUGCCAUCAUUGAGCAGAACGUUGCUCCUGGUGGAGGCGCCUGGCUGGGAGGACAGCUCUUCUCUGCCAUGGUGAUCCGAAAGCCAGCGCACCUGCUGCUUGACGAGCUUGAGGUGCCGUAUGAGGACGAGGGAAGCUACGUCGUCUGCAAGCACGCGGCUCUCAUGACCUCGACACUACUGAGCAAAGUGCUCAAGAACGGCAACGUGAAGCUCUUCAACGCGACGGCCGUGGAGGACCUCAUCGUCAAGCAAGAUCCUCAAGGGCUCAAGUACUGCGCCGGAGUCGUGACAAAUUGGACGCUGGUGGCCUUGAACCAUGACACCCAGUCUUGCAUGGACCCCAACGUGAUCGAGAGCAAGGUCAUCGUGUCUGGCUGCGGCCAUGACGGACCUUUCGGAGCUCAAUGCGUGAAGAGACUCGCCAAGCUCGGGAUGCUCGACGAAUACGCUCAGAACGGGAUCCAAGGGAUGGGCGCGCUGGACAUGAACUCGGCUGAGGACAAGAUAGUCAACAACACGCGCGAGGUUGUGCCGGGAAUGAUUCUGACGGGGAUGGAGCUAGCAGAAGUUGACGGAAGUCCUCGGAUGGGGCCGACCUUCGGCGCCAUGUUCGUCUCCGGCCAGCGAGCCGCACAUCUGGCCCUUGCUGCCUUAAGGAAGAAGCAGGAGGAGGAGACGAAGGUUUAGAUCAGACGAGAUCGUCUCAGCCACUGAUGAACCUGCCAACUAAGUUGAUAGAGCAGUAGCUUACGGCUCAUAGUCUCUAUUUCCCUUUUAAGUAGCAAGUGUCUUGUAAAGAGAUACGGUUCACUGCAAGUUUGAUUCUUAUAUCUUAAUACCUUAUCUCAUAUCGAAACUC
Molecule: messenger RNA, 1188 nt
Organism: Guillardia theta CCMP2712
Lineage: Eukaryota; Cryptophyceae; Pyrenomonadales; Geminigeraceae
Product: putative THI4, thiamine
Exons: 2
Coding region: 39-1016 (325 amino acids)
Biological process (GO): thiamine biosynthetic process
Source: RefSeq, a predicted model, not a curated record